Salvelinus fontinalis (brook trout) is the source of this 3297-nucleotide messenger RNA. Its product is annotated as nuclear distribution protein nudE homolog 1-like. Gene Ontology annotation, biological process: mitotic centrosome separation; centrosome localization; microtubule nucleation. Lineage: Eukaryota; Metazoa; Chordata; Actinopteri; Salmoniformes; Salmonidae. Gene Ontology annotation, molecular function: microtubule binding. The transcript has 8 exons. Bases 363 to 1472 code for a protein of 369 amino acids. The record is from RefSeq and is a predicted model, not a curated record. Gene Ontology annotation, cellular component: kinesin complex; centrosome; kinetochore.
AUUCUGCCGUAUAUUUUAAUCUCUCAAAGUCGGAGAUCUUCACUAUCGUGUAUCGCACAACAGUUUAUAUGUUAUUCACGUAACGGUUGUGAUGUCGCUAAACUAGCUAGUUAGCCAACAUCUUAAUGUAUUCAUUGAAUAGGCUAGCUAAAGUAACUGAAUAGUUAUCUGAUCAAACUGGACAUUCCAACGGGCUGUAAAAAAACAUACAGUUAGCUAUCAAGUGUCUAACAUUACCUAGCUAACCCUACUGGGCUAACUGUUAAGUGUCAACAUGCAUGCAAGCAUCAUGCAUUCCAUUGCAUGGUUAAUUGAUCUCCAUAGCUAGCUAGCUAACUAGACAAACAAGAGCCUGCCUCAACAUGACUAGUGCCAUGUUCCUUCUUUACUUUAGAUGUUUUACUAGGUUUUGUGAAACCAUAGAGUCAGCUGUAACGUUAGACAUGGGGGAGCCCAAGACGCCCAAAUUUGGGUCCAUAGAAGAAGAGCUGAGUUUCUGGAAGGAGCAGUCAGACAAACACCAGCAAAGGGCUGAGGAGGCACAGGAGGAGUUGCAGGAGUUCCAGCAAAUGAGUAGGGACUAUGAGGCGGAGCUGGAGACUGAGCUGAAGCAGUGUGAAACACGGAACAGAGAACUACUGUCCAACAACAACCGGCUACGCAUGGAACUGGAGAACAUCCAGGAGAAGUACGAGGCGCAGCACUCUGAAGCGUUUAGGCAGAUCUCAUUGUUGGAGGGAGACCUGGAAGAGACCACAGCGGUCAAGGACCAACUCCAGAAGUACAUCAGAGAGCUGGAGCAGUCCAAUGACGACCUGGAGAGGGCCAAGAGGGCGACCAUCAUGUCCCUGGAGGACUUUGAGCAGAGGAUGAACCACGUGAUCGAGAGGAAUGCCUUCCUGGAGAGUGAGCUGGACGAAAAGGAAAACCUUCUGGAGUCUGUCCAGAGACUAAAGGAUGAGGCCAGAGAUUUACGACAGGAGCUAGCUGUACAGCAGGUCCAGGAGCGACGCCCCCCCAGUAGCCUCUCUAAAGAGAAAGACAGGACCGAAUCAUCAUCACGCUCCACCAUACCGACCACCCCCUCCAAACCACUUGGUACAUUCCCAGCAACCCCAGCCUCAAGCAUUCGUCGAGGGGAUAACCUAACAGGAACUCCCCUGACUACGUCGGCUCGCAUAUCUGCACUCAACAUCGUCGGGGAGCUCCUAAGAAAAGUCGGGAACCUGGAGUCCAAGUUGGCGUCUUGUCGAGACUUCGUAUAUGACACGUCGCCGAAAAGAUCGGCUCUUCCGUCGUGUCCCGGUACCCCCUCUGCUAUAGAGGGAGGCACAGAGAUCCAGGCCUGCAGCAUGAGCCCUCCACACUACGACAGUUUGGUGAAGAGGUUAGAGUUUGGACCUGCGCCUCCUCGGGGGGUCUCCUCCCAUGGCUCCCAGUCACCAUCGGGGGGAGUCAAGAUCCUGCUAUGAAACGAGGGCCUCCCCUGCCCCCCUCCACCUUCACACCCCUGCACCAGACUGUACUACCCAUCAGUAGGGCUUUAAACUGUGUCCCACUCUCACUACACUACCAGCUGAACAUCCUCCCCCCUCAGUCAUACUCUGAACCAGGAAGCUGCUCCAUCUAUCAACUUAUUUGCUGCAUGGACUCUGUUGAGAAGAACCGCCGCGUCACGAUGCUACAGUUUUAUUUUAUUAAUGAAUAAUAUAAGUGAGGAUUCCUUGACCCUGCUGCAUGUCCUCCUGCUGAUCCCUUGACCUCUGAACCCAAGUCAUGUUACUAUGCCACUAACACCCCCCCCCCUCCAUCUUGGAUUCUUGGUGUGCCAGCUGUAGCAGAAAAGUGAAGUUGGUCGAUAAUUGGUGAUGUUAGCAUUGCUGCCUUUUUUCAAUAUAUCACCACCACAUGUAAGUUUUGCCUAGUCAUGAUUCCUUUCUGUAUGUCUAACUCUCUGAUAUGUCCGUUCGUAGCUAAGCCGCAUAUGUGCUUAGAGGCUAUACGUGUAAAGUGUCGGAGAUAGUAAGUUAGGCUAGCUUUACCUUUUGGAGAAUGUGUAUUAUUCCUUCGUGCUGUGUUGUCAUCUGCUGUAAAAGCUAAGGAUGGUCUGAAGUUUUAUGGAUACUACUACUUUACAGGUCAAUGUUUCAGUUAAAAGCAAUGGUUUAUUAAUGUACAAAUAUACAUUAUUUUAAAGGUUUUCUACCUGGUAACUUGAAAAAGUAUUAUCUGUGAGAAAUGCACAGACUAGCUAGCCUAUACCCUGUCAUGCAUUUGCAGAAUGUUUUAUAAGGUAGGCAAGAUAUAGGAACAGAGAAAUUAUAUUGAGUUACCUUCUGAGAAUCUCAAAUUUAGUCUAGGUCUUUGGCAAAGACAUUUCUUUCUGUUACCACAGUUGAUAAAGUUGCCAUUCAGUGUUUAAGUUUUAUUUUUUUCCCUCUUUGUUUGAUGGUUUGUAUAUGUUUGUUUUUUACGAGUUGGAGGGUUAGGGGGCACCACUGCACUGCUGAAUGUAUAGAAUCUAUACUGUAGAAUCUAUAUUGCAGAUGUUUCUAAUAGGAAGUGGCCUAAAGACAGCUUGAGCAGGUCAGUCGACCCAGAAUUCCUGUCAAGACUGAUCUUAUAUCAGAUCAGGGAGCUAUCAAAGAUGACAAAAUAGCAAUAAUAGAUUUGCCAGACUAGAGUUCGAUUUUACAGAAUAGGGUUUCGAGAUAAAGCACAGUUCAUACUAUAUUUCCAAAACCAUUAUGGAUGAUGCCUUGGUUACACUGUUAAUGCUGGAUGUAUGAAUUCAUUACGUACUGUUUAAAAGAGAAUGUUUCAGCCUUUGUAUAUCCAAUGAGGAGCAAUAGUCAAAUAUCAAGGACAGAUAUGACUGUAGGGCAUGUUACUACUCAACAACAGAUGGAACGUUUGUACUUAAACAAUGUUUAUAUUGGUUCCGUCCAUGUGCUUUAUCCAAUUCCCCUGUCAUGUUUCUGAUAAAGGAGUUGGUUAGAACACAGAUUUGAGACCAGGAUAAUAUGUGUACGAAACAACUCAGUUACAGCAGCUGUUCUUGUGUAAGUACUCUGAUGUAAGAACUAAGGACCAGAAAGUACUGUUUGUAGAGCUUCUUUUACAACUGUACAUGUAACCAACCGUUGGCAACCGUUUGUGGGUGUGUUACUAACAUACUAACUUCUGUUUGGAUUUACAUUGAAAUGUAUGCACCUGAGGUGCUCUACCUUUUUGACCUGUUGGUUUGCGAUCCUUUUUGUAUCAAAAUGAACAGAUAAAAUGAACAUUCUAAACCUG